UUAUCGAUUAGCACUAUGGUAGUCUAACUCGACAAAGUAGCUCAACUUUUCAGAACACGCCAGUGGGAGUCAACGAUCAGCCCCGAUCAACCAGCAAACGCACCAAAGUGCGUCCUUCCCUCCCAUGUAGACAAAAUAUAACAAUCCGUCGGACUCCGCGCGGGGUUCCUGUGCAGAGUAAGAGACCAAAAUGACGUCCAAGGCGAAAGUUGGGAAGGUCGGAUCAAAAAACAAGGAUGAUGCGCCGUAUGAGCUGGAGAGUCAGUUUGUGCUGCGGCUGCCCCAGGAGUACGCUUCGACUGUUAGAAGAAUUGCCCAGUCCAGUAGCAUGAACAUCAAAGACAGGCUCACUAUAGAGCUGCAUGCGGACGGUCGUCACGGCAUCGUGAGAGUGGACCGCGUCCCGCUGGCCUGCAAGCUGGUCGACCUGCCUUGCAUUCUGGAGUCUCUGAAAACGGUAGACAAGAAGACGUUCUACAAGACUGCCGACGUCUGCCAGAUGCUGGUCUGCACUGUAGACGGGGACCUAUACCCCCCUUUAGAAGAGCCCACUGGCAGCACAGACCCCAAGAGCAAGAAGAAGGACAAAGACAAGAAGUUUGUGUGGAACCAUGGCAUCACCUGCCCUUUGAAGAACACGAGGAAGAGAAGAUUUCGGAAGACUGCAAAAAAAAAGUACAUUGAGUCGCCAGAUGUGGAGAAGGAAGUGAAGAGGCUUCUGAGCACGGAUGCUGAGGCCGUCAGUGUCCGAUGGGAGGUGAUUGCGGAGGACGAGACCAAGGAGCCAGAUACUCACGGCUCUCUGGCAAACCUGGACUCCUCCCCGGGGAUCUCGGGACACAAACUGCCCCAUGGUUCUUCGGUGCAACGCGACGAGCUGCGUGAAAUGUUCAAUGACAUCAGCAGCAGCGAAGACGAGGAGGACGAGGGAGACCGACACGAGGACGAGGACCUCAACAUAAUGGACACCGAGGACGACCUGGAACGACAGCUGCAGGAGAAGCUCAACGAGUCGGACGGCACCCGCGAUGAGGGCGACAGCAACAGCCAGAUCGUGAUGGAGUACCAGAUGCAGAUCAACAGCGUGAAGACCAAGCUGCAGGAGACGCGUGCACGCAAGAAGCAGCAGGAGGACCUGAUCAUGAAGGUGGAGAACCAGGCCUUGAAGAAUCGCUUCCAGGCCAUUUUAAACGAGAUCAUCCACCAGGAGCAGCGUGAGAUGGAGCAGCUGGCCUCGUUACAAGAGCAGCUGGACUCGCUGAUCGAGAAGUGACCUGCAGGGGGCAGUGCAGACGCAUGGGUGGUCGGCGAGCCCCAUGCCGACGUCUGGAGGCCCUGCUGCAUCUGCGUGGGAGUUUUUCUGUAUAUAAAGCACACGGCUGUGUAUCUAUUUUAUGUUCAUUUUGUCACUUUGUUGAAUAAAUAGCUGUGAUUGGCUA
Brienomyrus brachyistius is the source of this 1439-nucleotide messenger RNA. RefSeq names its product TAF7 RNA polymerase II, TATA box binding protein (TBP)-associated factor (gene taf7). Gene Ontology annotation, biological process: transcription initiation at RNA polymerase II promoter; RNA polymerase II preinitiation complex assembly. The transcript is spliced from 13 exons. Gene Ontology annotation, molecular function: RNA polymerase II general transcription initiation factor activity. The record is from RefSeq and is a predicted model, not a curated record. Gene Ontology annotation, cellular component: transcription factor TFIID complex. Lineage: Eukaryota; Metazoa; Chordata; Actinopteri; Osteoglossiformes; Mormyridae. Bases 191 to 1273 code for a protein of 360 amino acids.